This is a messenger RNA of Rosa rugosa (rugosa rose), 1571 nucleotides long. RefSeq lists its product as uncharacterized. NCBI's taxonomy places the organism in Eukaryota, Viridiplantae, Streptophyta, Magnoliopsida, Rosales, Rosaceae. Bases 300 to 1373 code for a protein of 357 amino acids. The record is from RefSeq and is a predicted model, not a curated record. The transcript has a single exon.
UUUGACAAGUGUCCCGUUACAGUCACACUGAACUGCAGUACUCAUUACAUAGAAGACGUGGCGCAGAACUAUAGGUUAAAAUCGCAUCUUAUUCUGGUAUGCCCCAUAUAGAAUUAUCUUCGUCUGACAACGUUUUGGAAUUUUGAAACAGCCACUCAGCUUUGUAGCCGUUGAAGCUGGAAAGCUGUGCCUGUCUUUGCUAAUCUAUAUUCCCAGGUUCAGAAUCAUCUUUGUUUUAGUGUGCUUCAUUUCAUAGUUGGCUUCCGAUUUGGAUUCUGGGUUUGGAAGAGAGAGGGAAAAUGAAGGGAAUGAAAGGAAAACUUGUGAAGAGGUUGAAAUCAAUCCCAAGAGUAGUUCUUCAGGUGAAGCCACAAGAUCGAGUUCUUCAGGUAAGCGCAUCAGAUGGGUAUGUGGAAAACCUUCCAAACAUCUCAGUUGUCAAAUUCCACAAGGAAGAAACAGAGCAGGACAAGCUCAUCAACUGCAGCAGUGUGAGAGAGCAGCAACAACCUGAUAUUAUUGACGUCGAUGAGCUUAUGAGAGACCUCCUCACAGAUUCUGACGAUGACGUCGACGACGACAAAGAAAACAUUACCCCAAGAGUGAAGGCAAAGGACCCAGUUGCUUCUAAGGAGUCUAAAUUGAAGCAGUACCCAGAUUCAGAAGCACCACCGGUACUAGAGUCGGAAAUCCGUAAACAAACACCUCUAUCGGAGACUGACAUCUCGUCUUUCCGGCGACCGGACUUAGAUUCCGGUACCCUCUUCGACCCGGACCUACUCGCCGCCUUUCGGCAAGCCGUUAUUGAGUACAUGAAAUUGAGUGAAGCAGAGAGGAAGUCAAUAACAGAGAUACAAAAUAUUGAAAACAAUGAAACAGAGGCGGAGCCGGACCCUCUAUUAGGCUUCGAAGAGAAAUGUCCACCUGGGAGCUUGGAGUCGGUAAUUCUCUACACAACAACCCUUCGAGGGAUACGAAAGACCUUCGACGAUUGCAACAGCAUCCGAUUUCUGUUGGAAAGCUUUCGGGUUGUGUAUUUCGAGCGUGAUGUGUCGAUGCACAUGGAAUUCAGACAAGAGCUGUGGAAGAUUUUGGAUUGCAAAUCGGUUCCUCCUAAGCUUUUCAUCAAGGGGAGAUACAUUGGGGGAGCAGAGGAGGUUUUGACGCUUCACGAGCAAGGAAAGCUGCGGCCGCUCCUUGCAGGAGUGCCGUUGGAUCAAUCAGAUGGACCGUGUCAAGGUUGCGCUGGAGUUCGGUUUGUGGUUUGUUUCAAAUGCCACGGAAGUCACAAGAUCAUUGCCCAAGAGGGAGAGUCUAAUGUGUGCCCGCAGUGUAACGAAAAUGGGUUGAUCGUAUGCCCAUAUUGUUGCUGAACUUAAAACCAGGUUCUUGUUGUACUAGUUCCUUCUGUGUGUAUCUUCACCAUUUGAUUUUUUUUUCAUUUUUGGGUUUCUCGUUGUAUUUAUAUGUUAAUAUACUAUAUAUUCUUUCAAUUCUUUUACGAAGUUUGUGGACUUGUCCCAGAUUCACUAUGUACGUGACAUUUGAAAUAAAUAAAUUGACAUUCUUUC